ACUAAGUCAAGCAAGUCAAGAACCUAGAUGUAAAUCGAAUAAUGUGUUUAGCGCGCGGUGGGCACGAUAUUGUUGCAUUUUAAUCAUUUUUGUUUUAUGCAAAUCAACGUGUGAAGUGGAUCUUCAAACAUUCCAUAAGAAAAUUACGACUCUCUUGCAAGUCGGUCGUCUCGAAACUGCACGGCUAUUGCUCAGUUAGUGACUCAAAUAUAUUUUAUAUAAAAACGCAAGGUUCAAGUGCAAAAGUGAAUGAUUAAUGUAACUCAUCCUAGUCUCUGCGGAACUAUAUAAAAGCUAUGCUAAUGUUUUUAUGUGACCUCGUCGCAACUUGAUUUAAGGAUUCUGUUCCACUUUUGUUUCAGAGCUAAAACAUUUGCGGAGUAAGCAAGGCGGCAGGACAAAAUAUUUGCUGCUGGUGCAUUCUCUGGUGAAAAUGACGAGGGCUCUGAAAUUUGUAUUUGUGUUAACGUUAUGGGCUGUUAUACAAUGUUCCCCUUAUGAUGAUGGCAAGUACCACCCGAGGAAAUAUCGAGUGUACGAUGAUGGCGGAUACUACAGACCUUUAGAUGAAGGCAAAUACAUUCCCGGCGAUGAAGGAAGAUACACAUACAUAUACCAACAAGGUUUAUAUCCUGAAGAUGACGGCGACUAUAGAUACGUUCAUCAGGUCGGACCCAACGGUGGAUUUGGAGGGAAUGGUGGAUUUGGCGGGAACGGAGGAUACGGUGGGAACGGCGGUAACGGAGGCUUUGGCCCGAAUGGUCCGAACGGUCCCAAUGGCCCUAAUGGUCCACCCGGCCCACCCGGACCACCGGGCCCUCCAGGCACUGGACCGGGAUCGAAACCAAACAAAAUCGAUUACAUUGGUUAUAAGAUCUAUGCUCACAGGUAUCCCUAUAUCCACAAAGUGAUCAAGUCUCUGGUAGACAGAUAUGUAUCAGACGAGUCUUAUCUUAUCUUUGGUAAUGAAUAUGGAGAAAGCGCAAAUCACUACAGAAAGGUGUACGCUGAUAAGGAGAUUGCAGUUAAAUGCAAAUACUUGGAUCCUAAAAUGAAUCAAACGGAAUUCGUGACCCAAUAUCCUCCAACGCUGAAGGUUCCUCAUGGUGAAAAGUUUGGCUCUUACUACAGUUUUAGGGGCACAAAAGUUUUAAAUACUGUCGAAAACGCCCUCACGACUAAGUUGAAGUUGGAGUACGAAGUAUUUGUAAGAGUAGUAGAUGUAACUACCGAGUGAAUUCCUCGCCUGUUUAAUUUAUAUAAUGAUCGUCAUAUUUAUAAUAUUUUAUGUUUUGGCAAUAACUACUGUAAUAUAAUAAUGUAGGUUACAAAAAAUAUACUAAGUAUAAUAUUA
Helicoverpa armigera (cotton bollworm) is the source of this 1354-nucleotide messenger RNA. It is a transcript of the gene CPG21, whose product is annotated as collagen alpha-1(XVIII) chain. The record is from RefSeq and is a predicted model, not a curated record. The transcript is spliced from 4 exons. Lineage: Eukaryota; Metazoa; Arthropoda; Insecta; Lepidoptera; Noctuidae. Bases 434 to 1237 code for a protein of 267 amino acids.